CUGGGGGAAGUCUGAGGAGCUGGGAACAGCCUGGAAGGACGGCUGUGAAAUCUUCCCGGCCACAUCUGCAGACAGGGGCCAGGCAGCCGCCUGUCCUGGAGUCGAGGAUCUGGGCUGGGCGGCUCCUCCCGGCUCGCCCCUCUUGGAGUUCAGAGUCCCAAGCUCUGUGCUGUCGUUGGCAAAGCCCAGGAGGGGACACUGGGGUCCUCUCUCCGACAGGUCAGGGCACGGAGCUAAUCUAGUCAACCACCACUAAACCACGUGUGUCUCCCAUUAGACGGCCGGGCCACAGGCCGGGCGUGACGGGCAGAGCUCGGAAGAGGCUGCAGCCCCUCUUGGUGGCUCUGAAAGGACCCUGCCUCCGGCUGUCUCGGGUGGAAGGAGAGACCCUGGCCUCUCCCUGCCUUAGCUCCUGUCCGCAAGGUGCCGUCCCCGUCGAGUGUGGAGGUCCAGGCUGUUUUCGGCUGUGCAGACACAGCGGGACAGCUCGCUAUCAACUGCGGCUGAAAAUACCUCGAUGCAAAUGGACAGUUUUAGUGCACAGGGGCUGAAAGCAUUAACAGGCACCAGAACGGGCAUUUAUCGGUCUGAUGUCAGGAACAUAAUUGCAGACCAGGGCCCGGUGAGGCCCUGAAGACGGUUUUCGCGCCACGUUGCGGCAUGCCUACGGGUGGCCGGCUGCAGCUCUGUGUCUGGGGCCACCUGGGUCGUGAAUUCUGUAUGCAGAACCUGACGUCAAGUGCUGUCACCUGACUGCUGUGGUGAACAGAGGCCUGACUUCCGGGUGGCUCUGGGCCAGCUUGCUGCUGGCCUGGCCACCUGGGUCCUGGGCCACUAGCCAGGUCACGUGUGAGGCAGCCUCUUGUAUUUCCUCCAGAGAUGUGUCUGCCUCCGAAGGUAAGCCCAGCUCGGGCCCAGGCUGCAGCCCACCGUUCCCAGAGAUUUACAGAAAUAUAGCCGUAUAGACACCCACCACCUUCUCCCUGUCCCCCCACUACAGAGGCUGUAAACACUGAGUAAUGCUUUCUCAGCAACCCCUUGCAGCUGGACGUGAGCAUGUGACUGAAUUUUGGUCAACAAGGUGGAGGUGGAAUUUUGCUAAGGGCUUUAAGAAGGCGUCUGCCUCUAUCAUGGCUGGCCCUGCCCCUUCUCCCUUCUUGCUGAUCCAAAUGUUGAUGUGAUGUCUGGAGCUUGGCAGCCAUUUUGUGACCAUGAGGCUACAAGCCGGGAGAGGGAGAGAUGUCCACAUCCUCAAUGUGGUGGGGCUAAGUCUGCCAGAAGCAGCAGCCUCCCCUCUCCAGACUUCUGGAUUGGUGAGGAGAAUCCACCAUUGUUUUCUGACUGGGGCGCUAAGUUACAUGGCAUUUUUAUCCUGAUGUGCAGAUGUGUGGCACAGCCCCAGCAAUUCCGGACUCCCUUUCCAGCCACGGGCUGGCAUCUCUGCUUGGGUGUCCCAGGACAUUUCAUAUGCAACAGAGUUGCUCCCCCCACCUUCCAAACGUGCCCCUGCCCCGCUGCUCUCUCUCUCCUCCAUCCCACGCCGCUCUUCUCUUGUGGGGCCCCUCCCCUCCCCCAGUGGUGGAAAAUCAGGACGUCCCACCUCUCAGACCCUCUCUUGAUACGCCCGUGGGGGUGUGAGCUCAGGGGUCUAUGGCAGGCCAGACUCCCAAGGAUCCCUGCCGAGGGCUCAUCAGCUGGCCCCUCUCGCUGCCCCCCUCCCCAGCUUCUCCUGGCUUCUGAGCAGCAGAAGGGUGCAGUACGGGGCCAAGAGGGGGUAGAGUUUGAUGAUUCAGGCCCUUCCUGGGUCUCAGCCCCCACCCCAGAGGCCCCAUGGGGUGGGUGCAGGUAGGUACUCGAUAGGAGCUGAUACACGGAUGACAGGGGUGGGGGGUGGAGGGGGUGGUGCCGGCCCCUCCCAUGCCCCUGAGGGGGGCUGAAGGGCUCGCUCUGCCCCACAGGUGCUUCCAGGCCAUUCUCCUUCUGGCCCUGAUCGUGUUCCUGCUGGCUGGCUUCCUGCACAGGGACAUCAGGCUGUUCGAACCCCUGCUCUGGGGCCAGGCCGAGGGGCCACCCGUUAUCAACGUCAUGUUCCUCAAGACGCACAAGACCGCCAGCAGCACGGUGCUCAACAUCCUCUUCCGCUUUGCGGAGACGCACAACCUGUCGGUGGCGCUACCCGCCGGCUCUCGCUUUCACCUGGGCUACCCCUGGCUCUUCCUGGCGCGCUACGUGGAGGGCCUGGAGUCCCCCGGCCCGCAGCGGCAUUUCAACAUCAUGUGCAACCACCUGAGGUUCAACCUGCCGGAGGUGCAGAAGGUCAUGCCCGAAGACACUUUCUACUUCUCCAUCCUCAGAAACCCCGUCUUCCAGCUGGAGUCCGCCUUCGCCUACUACAGGAAAGACGUGCCCGCCUUCCGGGCGGCGGGCAGCCUGGACGCCUUCCUGGCCGCUCCGCGCACCUACUACCACCGCGGCGCGGGCCUGCGCAACGCCCCCGCCCGGAACGGCAUGUGGUUCGACCUGGGCUUCGACAACGACGCGCCGGCCGACGAGGCGUACGUGCGCGCGCGCCUCGCCGACGUGGAGCGGCGCUUCCAGCUGGUGCUCAUCGCCGAGCACUUGGACGAGUCCCUGGUGCUGCUGCGCCACCUGCUGCGCUGGCGGCUGGACGACGUGGUGGCCUUCCCGCUCAACUCGCGCAGCCCGCGCAGCGUCGCCGGCCUGUCGCCCGAGGCCCGCGCGCGCGCCCGGCGCUGGUGCGCCCUCGACUGGCGCCUCUACGAGCACUUCAACCGCACCCUGUGGGCCCGCGUGCGCGCCGAGCUGGGCCCGCGGCGCCUGCGCUCCGAGGUGGCCCGGCUGCGGGCGCGGCGGCGGGAGCUCGCGGCGCGGUGCCUGCAGGACGGCGAGGCCAAGAACGGGUCGCAGAUCACCGACCGCCGGCUGCGCCCCUACCAGUCGGGCGUGGCCGACAUCAUGGGCUACAACCUCCGGCGGGACCUGGACAACCAGACGCGGCAGAUGUGCCUGAGGAUGGUGACGCCCGAGCUCCAGUACAUGGCCCACCUGUACGCCCGCCAGUUCCCGGGGAAGCCCCCCAAGAACAUCCCCUUCCUGGAGGAAUAGAGGGACGGGGUCGGGCCCCCCGUGUGACUGCAGCCCCCUCCUGCCAUGGCGGGGAGGUCGUGGCCCCAGUUCAUGCGGGGGCGGGGGGGGGGGAGCUCCGCAGCAGCCCCUCUUUAGGGUGAAGACCCCCGUGAAGGCGCCCACCCGGGAUGCAUCCUCUUGGAGGGGCCUUUUCGGUGAGGGCCCCGAUCUCGGACAGUAGGGACACCUGGUCUGAGGGCAUGAACCUGUUCAACAGAAUACGCUCACGUGUUUAAUUAGACGUCAGUCCCACGAAGGAACACACACGGACACGCGGCCCAUCAGAGCGCAUGCCAGCACGGCCGGUGGAAGGAUCCACUGGACACGUGAACCGUCAGAAGAACUGGAACUCAGAGAACCCAGAGGGGCUUGGGCAGCAGGGCCAUGGGUCGCCGAGGGAGCCCAGAGUGGCUCCCUGAACUUGCCGGUCACAGAGACACUUGUGCCGCACCCACGGGCGGCACUUGGAUAACAGGCCCAGGAAACUGGUAUGAGGCAGUGAGUCUGGAAUGUUCAGCUUCCCAUCUCUUUGGCUGUAUGAGGUUUCUGUCCAGCUGAAGAAUGGCUUUAGGUUGAGAAACGUUCCAACUGUGUAUAAGACGCAUGGUUUGGCCGGAGCACAAGGGGGGGGGGUUAGUCCUGCAGCUCCCUGUUGGGACAGCCCCCCGGAGUGUCUGCUGGAGGAGCCCCCGCGGCUGGUGGCACCCUCCCUUGUGCCGGAGACCCCCUCGGAUGCAGCGCCAGAGGGGGGCGGCUUCCAGGCACCCCUGUUUGCCACCCGUGGGGAGGGACUGAGGACCCCCUGCCUAGCAGGACAGGAUCCCUGGCUGCCCCGGGGCCCAGUGCUUAGGGCGGGGUGCACACUGGAACCAGAUGCCCCGUGUCCCGAGAGAAGUGGGGUGCCUGGGGCAGCCAAGAACCAGAACUGCUCUCACACGCUCAGCCGGGAGGCUCAGCCUGGCCUGUCUGCCGGGUGCCCGGGGUCUUCUUCCUUCCACGCCAGGGUCCUCGGCCCGAAGUCCCCAGUUGCCUGGCCGGGA
This is a messenger RNA of Felis catus (domestic cat), 4187 nucleotides long. RefSeq names its product galactose-3-O-sulfotransferase 2 (gene GAL3ST2). Gene Ontology annotation, biological process: glycoprotein biosynthetic process; glycolipid biosynthetic process. NCBI's taxonomy places the organism in Eukaryota, Metazoa, Chordata, Mammalia, Carnivora, Felidae. The transcript has 3 exons. The coding region runs from base 1918 to 3126 and encodes 402 amino acids. Gene Ontology annotation, cellular component: membrane. Gene Ontology annotation, molecular function: galactosylceramide sulfotransferase activity. The record is from RefSeq and is a predicted model, not a curated record.